AUGCCCAAGAAGGAUAGAAAGAGGAAACCGGAAGAAUAUUGCCAAAUGAAGCCGCUGAGAGACUGUUUAAGCCAGAAUGAUGGUAAAAUAGAAAGAUGCGUAAAGGAGGUAGAGAUUUUUGAAAAAAGCUGUGACUCAGGGCGACAGUAUUUCCAUACGAGAGAGGGGCUCGACGAUAGCAAGUCGGGACUUUUUUCAGGAAAACGCCACUUGUAA
Molecule: messenger RNA, 216 nt
Organism: Theileria annulata
Lineage: Eukaryota; Apicomplexa; Aconoidasida; Piroplasmida; Theileriidae
Exons: 1
Coding region: 1-216 (71 amino acids)
Source: RefSeq, a predicted model, not a curated record